Molecule: messenger RNA, 448 nt
Organism: Diplodia corticola
Lineage: Eukaryota; Fungi; Ascomycota; Dothideomycetes; Botryosphaeriales; Botryosphaeriaceae
Product: 4-hydroxy-2-oxoglutarate mitochondrial
Exons: 1
Source: RefSeq, a predicted model, not a curated record
CACCCUGAGAUCGUCGGCUGCAAAGCUGUCCCACGGCAAUCUCGAUGGCCUCGGCCUCGUCGCCUCGUCACCCGGCGUCGACCACACCUUCACGGGUCUGGGCCAGGUGCUACUGCCGGUGCUGACGCUCAACCGCGCGGGUGCCAUCGACGGGCUGGCGUCCGUGUUCACCAAGACGGUGGUUCGCAUCUUCCGGCCUGUUCGAGAAGAACGCGCUGGGGGGGCGUUGGACGAGCCGCGGAAGCUGCAGCAGAAGGCGGCCGGCAGGCGAGAAGAUGGUGGGCAAAUCGGGCGGCAUCGGCGUCAAGGAACGCAAUUCGAGGCUUCGAGGCUUCGGCGACAGCGAUGGCGGCAGGGUCUCGCUGCAGGGCGGUUUUUGGGCGACGCCGAGUUGGCGAAGUGGAAGGAUGCGCUUGAUGGAUUGGAGGCCGUUGAGAGGACGCUGUGA